CGCAAACGCGGCAUACGGCACACACAAUCGAUAGCGGCGGCGUGCGCGAGAACCGUCUGAUGGAGAUGACGGAGCGACAGACCUUUGCGGCCGGCAAACGCACGGCGCAACAGACCUACCUCAACGGCGAUUGUACCUAGAUCUUUUCGGCUUUCAACACUUCUCGAUACAUGCACAAUGCGAGUGUGUUGUCUCCGGGUGUUUGUCGACGGUGAUCUGUGGGACUGCCUGCUUAUAGUGAAACACAACCGGAAAUAUGUCCUGUACACGACUGUUGACCAGCUGCCGUUCAGCAUGUCGGCGGAACUGUGCUCGCUAGGUCUGAAUGGUACUCGGGAUCCCAUGCCCGCGGUAAUGGACGCCAAUUGUCUAGAGUGCGUCAUCAAGGCAUUGGAGAACAGCAACACACUCAAACGAUUGGUCAUGAGACAGAUGAACAGCGUUGCGUCGGUAGACAACAACAACAUUGUGGUUGGCUUCAACGACGUUCAACUAGUUACACCGGACAAAUAUAGACUGCCUUACACAUGGUGCGAACUAUAUGAAAAAACUGAUACUGAAUACAGAGAGCUUGAAAACAUAAUGGCUUGGUUAUCAACUCUAGGUGGAGCUUUCUCAUCAUUGGGAGAUCAGACAGAACACUGUGCAGUUGUUGCAGGAAAUAUUUCAUUGCAACAAUUAAGAAUAGCAAUACGAAUUGGUGAUCCUUUGACUGCUGCCCGAUGUAAGCUGUAUGCUGCUAUUAGUCUCAUGCAGCGUGGUUUUUAUAGACAAGCAAAACUCAUUGUUCAGAAUCAAUACAUGUUUAUAAAAUCUCAAUUAGUUGUCGAUGAGCGACUUAUCAAGAUGUGUUGUGGUAUAUGGACAAAAUUGCGAUAUGAAUGGAAUCGAAAAAAAUAUUUUAAAAAAAAAAUGUAGUAUAUUUUUACAUCAAAUCAUAAAAGAUAACUGAAUUAAAUUAAAGAGAAAUAUUUAUAUUA
This is a messenger RNA of Rhopalosiphum padi (bird cherry-oat aphid), 980 nucleotides long. RefSeq lists its product as uncharacterized. Lineage: Eukaryota; Metazoa; Arthropoda; Insecta; Hemiptera; Aphididae. The record is from RefSeq and is a predicted model, not a curated record. Bases 178 to 918 code for a protein of 246 amino acids. The transcript is spliced from 4 exons.